AUGGGCUCAAACCGGAAGACGGCAAAGGCAGCAGCAGUCGCGGCUGCAACAUGGCUGGUUCUGACGACUGCCUCGGGUGUCCAUGCCUCGUUCUGCUCGCCCGGGCUCGGCUACGACGCCGCCACGGACAGCUGCGUCGAAUGCCGUGCCGGAAGCUGGUCAGACGGUUCCACAGCCUUAUGUCAGCGCCCCGUCAAAUGCACGACGGGAGAAGGCCCGAAGGCCGGCGCUACAUCGUCUACAGACUGCAUGACGUGCCCAGCCGGAUACUACAGCGACCGCGAUGACGAAACUCCUUGUGAAGUCAUUCAGUGCAGCCCUGGUUACUUUAGCAAUGCUGUCGGCGCAACCGACGCCACAGAUACAUGCAAACCAUGCCCUGCCAGCACGUAUUCGACGGGCCUCAACGACGUGUGCCACGACUGCCCCCUUGGACAGUUUAGUCUCGCUGGCAACGGUGCGUGCAGCCCGCUGGAAUGCCCCUUGAAUUCCAAACCCGUCGAACACGCAACCAACUCGACUGAUUGCUUCCCUUGUGACUAUGGAACGUUUUCAGCCGGGGGUACCAGUGAUUGUGCACCGAUGCAAUGCCCACGGGGCACAGAGCCCAGGACAAACCCAACAUCUACUUCGGACUGCCGCCCGUGCGACUUGGGCAAGUUUUCGACCGGUGGUUCGGCGGUGUGCGAGCCCACGACGUGUCUUCCUGGGUUUGUCGCGAUUGAAUUGGCUUGGGAUGGCGUGGAUAGCUGCAAGCGCUGCGAGGCUGGAUGGGUCUCUCCAGGCGGAGUCGCAACGACUUGCACGCAGUGCGGCAGCGGAACGUACGCGACAGCCGACUCGAUUUGCGCUCCGGCCAAGUGCGUGCCAGGCUACUUUGCGCCUUCCGGGUCGUCCAGCGACACAGCCAACUGCAUGGCGUGCGACAUCGGGACGUAUUCCACCGGCGAUGGCGCUGUUUGCGAGCCCGUGUCGUGUCCCGCUGGGACGGAACCCCACGCAUUCGCCACACACGUCCAGGAUUGUUCAGGUUGCGCACGCGGGUACUAUUCCCCGGGGGGUACGGCCACCUGCCAGCCUGCCACGUGCCCGAAAGGCACGGAAGCCAUCGACCACGCUGGAGGUCCCACCGAGUGCACCAAGUGCCCCAAAGCGACAAAUUCCCGAGGAAACGCCGGGUUGUGCAUGAGCCCCCCAUGUGACCCUGGCUUUGAGCCGAACGAUGAUGGCGACACUUGUUCGAUUUGUCCAGCGGGCCAUUUUUCGCCUGGCAAAGGGACGCCGUGCCACGAGUCCAUGUGCCCCCCCAGCACAGAGAGUCUCGAUGGCGCAUCGGAUCCUGUCUCCAACUGUGUGGCAUGCGAUAUUGGUUUUAUCUCGGACGGCGGCAGCGAUCUCUGCUCGCCAUGCCCGGCUGGCACGUACACGCUGAAGAACAUGACGACGUGCGAACCGACGACGUGUGCGAUUGGCUUCGAACCCAAGUCGCCCCCGAUGCACGCGUUUGACUGUGUCGAGUGCCUCGAUGGCCAUUACAGCGCAGGCGGCAACGCCACCUGCAACCAGGCCACGUGUCCCGCUGGGAGCGCCACCGUCGACCACGCCGGGACCCCCACGGACUGCAAGCUUUGCCCUGCUGGCACGUUCUCUAGCGGGGGCAAUGCCACAUGCAAAGAUGCCGCUUGUCUUCCCGGCUAUGGCACCCCCGCCGGGUCGUCCACUGGGGAAGCAUGUGCCCCGUGUGGACCAGGGCACUACAGCUUCGGAGGAGCGUUUCCCUGCACCCCCACGACGUGUCUUCCGGGCUCGAGCUCGAAUGACACGACGGCGUCCCAUCCAUCGCAAACAUGCGCUGUGUGUGCCGUCGGCUUCUAUUCGCCCGGCGGCAACGCAUCGUGCCAGCCCAUGCAGUGCCAGCGGGGCUUCACCGGAAAACCCAACGCAGUCGAUCCCGUAGCGGAUUGCGAGUCGUGCGCCGACGGUCAAUCGUCGGACGGCAAGUCGAGUCCGUGUGUUACAUGCGCCCGCGGAUUCUUCGCGGCGGCAGGUCAAGCCGAAUGCAAACCAGCAACGUGCGCGGCCGGAUGGGAGGCGAACGAAGGGGCGAUUCACGCGGCCGACUGCACGGGGUGCCCUUUGGGGACGUAUGCAAACGGCGGGUCGGCGCUCUGUGCGCCGGUGUUGUGUCCUGCCGGUUCGUUCGCGCCGGAACAAACCAACACGUGCGCGCUGUGCCGCGAGGGAAGCUACUCGACGGCCGACGCGGCUGUGUGCAAACCCGCGCUGUGUCCACCUGGCCAGGCCACGCAGGAAGGGGCGACGUCGCCGAUGGAUUGCCACGAUUGCCCCGUGGGAACGUUCGGGCUCGGCCAAAACCAACCGUGCAAACCGACAACGUGUCCGCCGGGGUAUGCGUCGUCGACGACUGGCAUCCACUUGGAAAAGGGGAGCUGCAAGCUGUGCCCGCUUGGCUGGUACAGCGCUGGCGGGAGUGACCAGUGCGCUCCAGGACAAUGCGCCCCCGGAUGGUUCCUUCCGGAAGGCAAGGGCAAUUGCACCAUGUGCCCUGCUGGCCAGUUUGGGCUUGGAGGUGACAAGCAGUGCGAAGACACGACGUGUCCACCGGGCACAGCGUCCCCGAGCGGCGCGACCACCGCCACCGGUCAAUGUGCUCCGUGCGCGGCGGGGUUUUACAGUCCUGGAGGAACCACGGCAUGUGCUCCGUGCACGUGCGAGCCUGGCUCGGGCUCGUCUGAAGGGGCGACCUCGCCUCGCGGCUCGUGCACGGUUUGUGAAAGCGGGUACUUUUCGCCAGGAUCGAGCCACCCUUGCAUCGCUACGACUUGCGCUCCAGGGACUGCCUCACCCGCCAAAGGAGCUGUCAGUGCGAGAGACACAUGCACGGUGUGCCCGGCGGGGCAAUUCGGCCUCGGGGCGGCGUUCCAAUGCGCCAACACAACAUGUGCCCAUGGAACGUCCGCGCUGGCAGGCGCCGUCGAUCCGUUGUUAAACUGUACGAUUUGCGGGGCCGGGACGUAUUGCGAAGGCGGUGGAAGCGUAUCCAAGGCGACGAGCUGCCUGCCUGGGUAUGCAUCGCCCGCUCAAGCCGACACUCCCGACGGGUCGUGCGCGAUUUGCCCCCAAGGUUCGUUCAGUCCUGGCGGCGCUGCGCAGUGCCAGCCAACAACUUGUUCACCAGGCACGUCGGCUCCUGCUGGAGCCAAGGAUGCAGUUGCCGACUGCGUCCUCUGUGACGCUGGAACGUACUCUCCUGGCGGAACCAGCGCAUGCGCAGGUCCGACAACGUGCCUGCCUGGCUUCGCCUCGUCAAAGGGCGCCAACUCGACGAACGGGUCGUGUGUUCAAUGUGGCGCUGGCCAAUUCAGCGCUGGUGGAGGCGCUCCAUGCGCGAAAACGUUGUGUUUGCGAGGCAGUGGGUCGCCUGCCGGGGCAAUUUCAGCUACGGGAAGCUGUAAAGAGUGCGAACCGGGCCAUUUUUCUCCAGGAGGGGGCUUCGACUGCGCGCCGAUGGCUUGUCCACCUGGCUGGGCUUCCAACGUCACGGGCGCAUAUCGAAGCGUACACAAGUGCGACGUUUGUCCUGCCGGGCAUUUCUCCCCCGGCGGGAGUGUCCAAUGCAAGCCGACGAGCUGCCUCCCUGGCUACAGCUCCCCUGCGGGCUCGGACGUCGAAGUGGACCAGUGCGCUCCAUGUACGGCAGGGUACGUUUCCAAAGGCGGCUCAAGCCAGUGCGAGGCCGCAACGUGUAAAGCUGGACAUGCCACGCCGCCCGCCGCCGGCUCGGAUGGAAAGACUGGUGGGUGCGUGCAAUGCGCAGCUGGCUACCACUCGUCAGGAGGCGCAACGAGGUGCAUUGCUUGCACGUGCCCUGCCGGAUCGACAUGUCUGUCCCCGGACUCGGCCGCGUGUUCUACAUGCCCCGACGGCACCACGACGUCGCGCCUGCUCGGCGGUUGCGUCAAGAAGCCUCUCGACAACGAUCAGUAUGUGGACGUCGUGCUGAGUGUCGACGGGUACUCGCCCCCGUAUUUCAAUCAGCAAGUCGUCAACUCGUUCCGCGACGGACUGUUGGCAUUCCUCAACACGGACGAUUCCUCGGCCAAGGUGACGACCGUCGAGCCACGAGCGAUUGUCGUGAACUCGAAGGCACCGGCGUCGGACUUGGGCAGCAGUCUUGUGACGCUGCGCCUCGCUGUGGCUACGCUGGGCAACAUCUACACCACCCUUGAGUCACUCACCACGACCGAGCCAUCGUCCGUGGCAAAAUCCAUUCAACUCGCUGGUCUCGUCCGCGUGCGCAACGUUCAAGUUGAAUCCGUGCAGCUCUUCCAGCACGGCGAUGAAACGAGCAGGUGCAUCAGGCCAGCGGUGUCGUCGUCUCAAUCCUCCGACAGCGAAACAACACCGCUCGUCUCGAACGCGAACAAGAUCCCUGGCGGCGCGUCGCCGCCCGUCGGCUCCACCACCAUCACCUCGGUCGCUGCACCGCGCAUUCCCAUGGCCGCGUUUGACUUGCUCGGCACGAUGGUCCUGUGGGGUUUGCACGGCCUCUUUGAUUCCAUAAUUGUUUAA
Aphanomyces invadans is the source of this 4593-nucleotide messenger RNA. RefSeq lists its product as hypothetical. The transcript is spliced from 8 exons. The coding region runs from base 1 to 4593 and encodes 1530 amino acids. Gene Ontology annotation, molecular function: protein binding. The record is from RefSeq and is a predicted model, not a curated record. Lineage: Eukaryota; Oomycota; Saprolegniomycetes; Saprolegniales; Verrucalvaceae.